This is a messenger RNA of Aaosphaeria arxii CBS 175.79, 1022 nucleotides long. RefSeq lists its product as uncharacterized. The record is from RefSeq and is a predicted model, not a curated record. NCBI's taxonomy places the organism in Eukaryota, Fungi, Ascomycota, Dothideomycetes, Pleosporales. The coding region runs from base 190 to 984 and encodes 264 amino acids. The transcript is spliced from 2 exons.
CAGGCAUCUUCCUUGUCACCCAGCAUCGAACAGCUUGUUCAGAGAUAUACCAAGAACGAGUCAAACAGAAAAGAUGAAGCCAACAGCCUCGUGGAUGCCUUGGAGAAUGGCGGACGUACCAUCGCUCUACCUACACGGCCAGGGUCUGACAAAAGAAGGCCAACACACUCUGCUCGAACGGCCAUCCGCAUGAGUGCUAACAGUUCGGACGAAAUCAUCCGCGCAUGUCGUGCGCAGGGCUUCUCAGUGACAAGUGCGAUCAACGCAGCCAUUAUCCGCGCUACAACCCAAUUUCCUCAGGAUGCAGAUGCAAACGCCUACGCUAUAUUCGCCCCAAUCGAUCUUCGCGGCCCAUUGAUGGCACUUGGUGCUGAAGAGUGUUCACAGCCGACAGGAUCAUACGUUUCAGGGCUUCCCUUACGUAUCGAAGGAAUCAUGGAACACUCGAACAAUGGAGAAAGUGUUCCAGCGAAAAGCUUUAGCACUCUGGCCCGCGAGCUGGGUGCUUUCUACUCGCAAGACAUCCAACAUUACAAGACGCCCGGAUCAAACACCGACAAGACAGCUAGCUUGCUGCAGCUUGCCAGCCCAUACAUGGAGGGUAUCUCCAAAAUUUUCGCCCAGCACUCUUUGCCUGGCUGUCCAUUCCCUAAGGCACCAGUGAUCAGCAGCUUUGGAAAGAUGGACGCGCUGAUCAAGAGCGAAUAUCCAAAGAACAGUGACGGCCCCGCAAGUUCAAAACUACAAGUCACAGAUUUCUGGGUUAGUUGUGACACUGCGACACCAAUGAUAACAUUUAACCCUUGGAGCUGGGAGAAUGAGAUGACUCUUUCUGCUGCGUGGAACGAAAGCUUCUACAGCACAGAGUUUGCUUGCGAUGUGUUGGAGAAGACUAUCCAAGAGCUUUGUGACGGAUUGCUUAUCAAAAAAGCUUCAUAUCGAAAAAUUCAGAGCUGUAACGACACGCAGAAGCAAUCUCUCUAGAAUUGUAUGAAGCAAUGUACAUCAGUGUAAGGAGUAGG